AUAGUGAUAUAAAAAUGUAUUGAACGAUCUAUAUGUAAAUAUUUGAUGCAUGUUAAUAUAUAAUUUUUCAAAAUAGUUGAUUCGAAAUAGCUAAUAGCUUUUUUUUUUUUUUAAUAUUUACGUUAUCUACAUGAUAAUAUUUUUAUAAAUUACUAAACUAAUAAAUUAGGAAUCGUACAGAUGUGACGUAACCUCAAAUUUUCGAAGCAACAUUACAAAGCAUUUAUUUAUAAAGCAUUUCAGUAACACAAAUCAUUUAUUUGGUGCAGAUGAUCUCCCUUCAAACGUUAGCAAAAAUUGCUAGUAUUACUGGUUUUACAGUAGCUGGAAUGGGAUAUGCAUUUCGCUUCAAAUUACAGAAUGAGCUUCGUGAAAUUAAACUGUAUAAAGAUGGAAUGCAAUAUUUAUACAAUCAUCCAAAAGCAUUAGAUUUGUUAGGAAUUCCAAUACAAGAAAAAAGAGUGAAUAUAAGUGAUGAGAAAAAAAAUGGAUCAGAGAAAAAUAUUACUUGGCUUACAGUUCCUGUCAAGGGAUCUGAAAAAUCUGGGGAAUUACGUAUCGAAGCUUUUGUAGAUGAAGAUUCUGAGAAAAAAUUGAUUGCCAAUAUUUAUAAGGUAGAACUGACGAUUAAAGAAAUACCUAAUAAAGUAUUUGUGAUCAAAGAUGACAGUUCAUUUGUGCCGAAUAUAUCAUAGUUAGAUUUGUAAUAUAUUAAUUAUAAAAAAUGACUCUAAUGUAAUUAAUAUUUGUUUAUGUAUAUAAAAAAAAGGACAUUUAUGUUCGCAAUAAAAUAGAUGUUUAUUUCCAUGUUA
Messenger RNA from Vespa velutina, 812 nucleotides. RefSeq lists its product as uncharacterized. Bases 270 to 695 code for a protein of 141 amino acids. The transcript is spliced from 2 exons. Gene Ontology annotation, cellular component: mitochondrial inner membrane. Gene Ontology annotation, biological process: mitochondrial respiratory chain complex IV assembly; mitochondrial respiratory chain complex I assembly. The record is from RefSeq and is a predicted model, not a curated record. Lineage: Eukaryota; Metazoa; Arthropoda; Insecta; Hymenoptera; Vespidae.